AUAUAUUAAAGAAAGUCAAGCCCAGGAGUCUUUAGGUUUCAUGGCUGAUUCAGACAAUGAAUCUGGAGGGCAAAACAACAACAAUACAAACUACAGUGAGACAUCAUCAAGAGAGCAGGACAAGCUCUUGCCUAUAGCCAAUGUUAGCAGGAUCAUGAAGAAAGCUUUACCAGCUAAUGCAAAGAUCUCGAAGGAUGGGAAGGAGACCGUGCAAGAGUGUGUGUCCGAGUUCAUUAGCUUCAUCACCGGAGAGGCAUCAGAUAAGUGUCAAAGAGAGAAGAGGAAGACAGUCAAUGGUGAUGAUCUUUUGUGGGCCAUGACAACAUUGGGCUUUGAAGAUUAUGCUGAGCCAUUGAAGAUUUAUCUGCAAAAGUUUAGGGAGACGGAAGGUGAGAGGACUGCUGCCAUGGGAACAGUUAGGCAAGGUGAUCAAAGGGAUGGUAGUGUCGUAAAUAGUGGAGAUUCUGGGGGUGGGUUCGGUGGAAAUGGGGGCAAUGUGUAUGGUGGGAUGCAGUCAAGAAUGAUGAUGAUGGGACAGGGACACCAUCCCCUUCAUCAAGGCAACAUGUAUGGUUCUGCUUCUGGUAGGCCAAAGUAAUAGUAACUAAUAUUUUGCUGGGGUUAAGUGUUGUUUUUAAGUACCUUUUCUUCCUAUUUCUUUCUUAAUUUCUUCUUGCUUUAUAAUUAUAUCUGCAGUACUAGUAAUUAUAAUGGUUGAUGAUGCAUGCCAUGAUGUUUGUAAUUCUCUUUCUUUUUCUUUAAUAAUUAUAUAUUA
Messenger RNA from Populus euphratica (Euphrates poplar), 775 nucleotides. RefSeq names its product nuclear transcription factor Y subunit B-3-like. Gene Ontology annotation, cellular component: CCAAT-binding factor complex; nucleus. Gene Ontology annotation, molecular function: RNA polymerase II cis-regulatory region sequence-specific DNA binding; DNA-binding transcription activator activity, RNA polymerase II-specific; protein heterodimerization activity. The record is from RefSeq and is a predicted model, not a curated record. Bases 41 to 598 code for a protein of 185 amino acids. Gene Ontology annotation, biological process: regulation of transcription by RNA polymerase II. The transcript has a single exon. NCBI's taxonomy places the organism in Eukaryota, Viridiplantae, Streptophyta, Magnoliopsida, Malpighiales, Salicaceae.